CUGGCCGUGCGCGCGGCGGCCGUGCCGGCGGCGCCGCGGCUGCGGGACGCCGGCCUGGAGGAGCUCGGCGACGCGGCUCCGCCCUGGCGCCGCGCCUGUCUCGUCACGCGCCCUCCCGCCCGCUCCUUGCUCGAUUUCGCCGACGAACGCGUUGCGGAGCGUUACAGUUUAACGGAUGACAUCCAGGGAAUCGACGAUUUCUGCCAAAAUUGCACAUUCACUCCGGAGUGGUGCAUCGGCGAUAACGUGACGUGUGCCACGCUCUUGACGAGCGACGAAAUCGAAAGAGACGUGCUCGCCGAGGUGGUGCGCUCGCACAGGCUGCUGGCGCGCGUGGUGCCGCUGGGCGCGCGGCUGGCGGAGCGGGUGGAGCGGGCGGGCGGGCGCGGCGUGCUGGUGUGCGACCGCGCGCCCGAGCUGUCGCCGCUCGCCCGGCUGCAGGCCACGCCCCUCGGCCCGCCGCCCUGCCUCGGCGCGAGCGAUUGCCCCUUCGAACCGCAACGUCUGAUCAAGAUAGCGAACGUGCGAGCUCUGGCGAAGUACCCGAGUGCGCUUCGUACCCUGAUCCGUCUCUCGUUCGGCGCCGAGGACCUGGCCGAUCUCCUCAGCCGCGCUCGUCGAGUCGGACCCGAGGAGGCGGCUCGGACGUACGUCGACGCCCACCCGUCGUCCGCUUCGCUCGGUGAAGUGAGAGUCGCGGUCCUGUUACCCGCGAGCACCGAUCGCGAAGCCUACGAGGCCCACUCGUACGAGAGCGCCGCUAAACUCGUCGAAAGAGAGAUCGAGGACGAACGCACACCGGGAGCGGCGCAUUUCAAGGUGGAGGUGUUCGACGACGGCUGCUCGGCGCCGCGGGCGUACAAGUACCUGACGGACGCGCUCGGCACCGGCGAGUACGGCGCGCUGUCGGCGGUGGCGGGCCCGGCGUGCGGCGCCGCGUUCGCGGACGUGGCGCGCCAGAGCCCGGCGCACGCGCUGCCCGUGCUGGCCUACACGCCGCAGGCGCCGCCGCCGGGCGCCGCCGGGCUGGCGCUGCUGGCCGCCGGCGACGCGCGCCUGCACACGCAGCUGUGGGCGGCGCUGAUGGCGGCGAUGCGCUGGCGCCGGCUCGCCGUGCUCAGCGAGCCGGCCACGCGGGCCGCUCUGGACGUCGUUCGACUUCGAGAUUAUGAAGUCACGCAUUCCGAACUACCGGACGACGGUGCCGGCGUUCACAUGGAGUUGAUCUCGCAGUGGGCGAAGCGAACGGCGGAGGCGAACUCCCGCAUCGUGCACCUGUGCCUGGAGGACGCGCGCUCGGUCCGCGCGGCGCUGUGCGCGGGGCAGCGCGCGGGGCUGGCGGGCGCCGUGUGGCUGCUGCCCGCGCUGCCGGCCGGCUGGCUGGCGCGCGAGCCGCCCUGCCCGCGCGCCGUGCUGGCCGCCGCCGCCGAGGGCCACCUGCGCGCCGCGCCCGCCUGGCGCGCCCGGCCGCGCGCCUGGCCCGCCUGCGCCGGCUGCGCGCCCGGCGCCGCGCUGCUGUACGACGCGCUCAAGCUGUGGGCCGCCGCCCUCGCGCGCCUGCUCGCCGCCGACCCCGCCGCCGUCGACGACCUCCAUCGCCCGGAAAAUGUUAGGACCUUGAUCGAGGACGCCACCUCGACCGAAUUCAUCGGUCUCACGGGUCGUUUCAACUGGAGCUCGUCCGACGGAGUGCACGCCCGCGAGACGCCCCUCGUGCUGCAGCAGUGGCAGAACGGCAGCUACGUGACGGUCGGGCGCUGGGAGCGCGGCGCGCUGACGCUGCUGCCGGCGCUGCGCUGGCGCACGGCGGACGGGCGCGCGCCCGACGACGGCGGCGAGCGCUGCGGCCUGCGCGCGCUGGCCGCGCUGCUGCGCUCCGACUGCCGCACCGCCUUCGUGGUGCUGGCCGCGCUGCUGCUGGCGGCGCUGGUGGGCGCGCUGGCCGCGCUGGCGCUGUGCUGCCGCCGCCGCGCCGAGCGCGAGUACCGCGCGCACCUCGAGGCGCUGCGCCUGCGCGCCGUGCGCCCCGGCGGCCUGGACCGCUGGGAGCUGCCGCGCGAGCGCGUCGUCAUCAACCGCAAGCUCGGCACGGGCGCCUUCGGCACCGUGUACGGCGGCCACGCGCUGCUGGCCGAGGACCGCGGCUGGACGGCCGUCGCGGUCAAGACGCUCAAGGCGGGCGCCAGCACCGAGGAGAAGCUCGACUUCCUGUCGGAGGCGGAGGCCAUGAAGCGGUUCGACCACAAGAACGUGGUGCGGCUGCUCGGCGUGGUGACCAAGACGGAGCCCGUGUGCACCGUGAUGGAGUUCAUGCUGUACGGCGACCUGAAGAACUACCUGCUGGCGCGGCGGCACCUGGCGGCGGCGGCGCCGGGCGACGAGGCGGCGGACGAGGUGGCGCCGCGCCGGCUGACGGGCAUGGCGCUGGACGCGGCGCGCGCGCUGGCCUACCUGGCGCAGCUGCGCUACGUGCACCGCGACGUGGCGGCGCGCAACUGCCUGCUGAGCGCGCACCGCGUGCUCAAGCUGGCCGACUUUGGCAUGACGCGCCUCGUGUUCGAGAACGACUACUACCGCUUCAGCCGCAAGGGCAUGCUGCCGGUGCGCUGGAUGGCGCCCGAGAGCCUGGCGCUGGGCGUGUUCUCGCCCGCCUCCGACGUGUGGUCGUUCGGCGUGCUGCUGUACGAGAUCGUCACCUUCGGCUCGCUGCCCUUCCAGGGGCUCAGCAACGCCGAGGUGCUGGCGCGCGUCAAGGCCGGCCGCACGCUGGAGCUGCCGCCGGGCCUCAAGCCGCAGCUGGAGGGGCUGAUCAAGUCGUGCUGGCUGGCGGACUGCAAGGCGCGGCCGACGGCGCCGGAGGUGGCGGCGUGGCUGGCGGACUCGCCGCGGCUGCUGGCGCCGUGCCUGGACGUGCCGCUGGACUCGCUGCCGCUGGACGCCGAGCCCUGGCGCUCCGCCCGCGACCGCGCCGAGGCGCGCUGGGUGUCGUGGGCGGCGCCGGCGUCGGCCGCCACCGACACCACCUACCUCAGCGACGCGCCGGCGCCCGGCGAGGCCGACGCCUUCCUGCCCGAGCCCGCCACGCCGUGACCGCCGCGCCGGCGCCGCCUACCUCAGCGACGCGCCGGCGCCCGGCGAGGCCGACGCCUUCCUGCCCGAGCCCGCCACGCCGUGACCGCCGCGCCGGCGCCGCCUACCUCAGCGACGCGCCGGCGCCCGGCGAGGCCGACGCCUUCCUGCCCGAGCCCGCCACGCCGUGACCGCCGCGCCGGCGCCGCCUACCUCAGCGACGCGCCGGCGCCCGGCGAGGCCGACGCCUUCCUGCCCGAGCCCGCCACGCCGUGACCGCCGCGCCGGCGCCGCCUACCUCAGCGACGCGCCGGCGCCCGGCGAGGCCGACGCCUUCCUGCCCGAGCCCGCCACGCCGUGACCGCCGCGCCGGCGCCGCCUACCUCAGCGACGCGCCGGCGCCCGGCGAGGCCGACGCCUUCCUGCCCGAGCCCGCCACGCCGUGACCGCCGCGCCGGCGCCGCCUACCUCAGCGACGCGCCGGCGCCCGGCGAGGCCGACGCCUUCCUGCCCGAGCCCGCCACGCCGUGACCGCCGCGCCGGCGCCGCCUACCUCAGCGACGCGCCGGCGCCCGGCGAGGCCGACGCCUUCCUGCCCGAGCCCGCCACGCCGUGACCGCCGCGCCGGCGCCGCCUACCUCAGCGACGCGCCGGCGCCCGGCGAGGCCGACGCCUUCCUGCCCGAGCCCGCCACGCCGUGACCGCCGCGCCGGCGCCGCCUACCUCAGCGACGCGCCGGCGCCCGGCGAGGCCGACGCCUUCCUGCCCGAGCCCGCCACGCCGUGACCGCCGCGCCGGCGCCGCCUACCUCAGCGACGCGCCGGCGCCCGGCGAGGCCGACGCCUUCCUGCCCGAGCCCGCCACGCCGUGACCGCCGCGCCGGCGCCGCCUACCUCAGCGACGCGCCGGCGCCCGGCGAGGCCGACGCCUUCCUGCCCGAGCCCGCCACGCCGUGACCGCCGCGCCGGCGCCGCCUACCUCAGCGACGCGCCGGCGCCCGGCGAGGCCGACGCCUUCCUGCCCGAGCCCGCCACGCCGUGACCGCCGCGCCGGCGCCGCCUACCUCAGCGACGCGCCGGCGCCCGGCGAGGCCGACGCCUUCCUGCCCGAGCCCGCCACGCCGUGACCGCCGGAGCCCGCCGCGCCGCGAUACUGCGAUCAUUCCAAUAUUGUUCUAGUCAAACAUUGUAAAUAGUAGAUAAGAUAAAUGAUAUUUAAUGUAAGUUAUUAUGAGUUAUAUAAAAUAAAUGUUCUAUUAAUAUUUAUAAAAUUAAA
Molecule: messenger RNA, 4344 nt
Organism: Ostrinia nubilalis (European corn borer)
Lineage: Eukaryota; Metazoa; Arthropoda; Insecta; Lepidoptera; Crambidae
Exons: 6
Biological process (GO): protein phosphorylation; cell surface receptor protein tyrosine kinase signaling pathway; positive regulation of kinase activity
Cellular component (GO): plasma membrane; signaling receptor complex
Molecular function (GO): ATP binding; transmembrane receptor protein tyrosine kinase activity
Source: RefSeq, a predicted model, not a curated record